GCUACCUGUCAGUGUCCAUCAGUGCCAUGUGUCAGUGCUCAUUCAUGCCACUUGCCAGUGCCCAUCAGUGCCACAUUUCAGUGCCUACCAGUGCACAUCAAUGCCACAUAUCAGUGCCCAUCUGAGCUGCCUUUCAGUGUCACCCAUCAGAGCCAGUCAAUGACACCUAUCAAUGCCAGUCAUCAGUGCCGCCUAUCAGUGUGCAUCAGUGCCGCCUAUCAGUGCCCGACAGUGCUGCCUAUUAGUGCCGCCUAACAGUGCCAGUCAGUGCCACCUAACAGUGUCAGUCAGUGCCGCCUAUCAGUGUC
Staurois parvus is the source of this 308-nucleotide messenger RNA. Lineage: Eukaryota; Metazoa; Chordata; Amphibia; Anura; Ranidae. The record is from the annotation of a GenBank genome assembly.